Molecule: messenger RNA, 985 nt
Organism: Danio rerio (zebrafish)
Lineage: Eukaryota; Metazoa; Chordata; Actinopteri; Cypriniformes; Danionidae
Gene: ssu72
Product: SSU72 homolog, RNA polymerase II CTD phosphatase
Biological process (GO): mRNA processing; regulation of transcription by RNA polymerase II
Cellular component (GO): cytoplasm; nucleus
Molecular function (GO): phosphoprotein phosphatase activity; protein serine/threonine phosphatase activity
Source: RefSeq, marked provisional
GUCGAACCGAGCUCUCGCGUCGAAGCGUUUCCCGCAGAGCUGCUCAUUUCUGUCCGGGUUUAGAUAGCGAUGCCGCCUCAUCCGCUGCGUGUCGCGGUCGUGUGCUCCAGCAACCAGAACCGCAGCAUGGAAGCGCACAACAUCCUGAGCAAGCGAGGGUUCGACGUGCGCUCCUUCGGCACAGGGACACAUGUGAAACUCCCUGGACCCGCACCGGACAAACCCAACAUUUACGACUUCAAAACCACUUAUGAGCAGAUGUACAACGACUUGGUCCGUAAAGACAAGGAACUAUACACACAGAACGGCAUCCUGCACAUGCUGGACCGCAACAAGCGCAUCAAGUCUCGUCCAGAACGCUUCCAGAGCUGCAGAGACCAGUUUGACCUGGUGAUCACCUGUGAGGAGCGAGUCUACGACCAGGUGCUGGAGGACCUGAACUCUCGUGAGCAGGAGUCGUUCCAGCCGGUUCAUGUCAUCAAUGUGGACAUUCAGGAUAAUCAUGAAGAGGCGACGCUCGGAGCUUUCCUCAUCUGUGAACUCUGCCAGUGUAUUCAGCACACAGACGAUAUGGAGAACGAGAUGGACGAGCUGCUGCAGGAGUUCGAGGAGAAGAGCCAUCGGCCGUUCCUGCACAGCGUCUGCUUUUACUGACCGCAGCAGAGUGUGUGUGUGAGACCUCUGACCCCAGCACACACACACACACACCUCCGUCAGGUGGAGGACGACAGCUCCACACCUUUGCUUUCUCAUGAAGUUUUCUUUUUCUUAUUUAAUGAGGGUGUGAAGCCCUCGGAGGACGUCCGUCUGUCUGCCUCCCUCUCUUCAGUUGUGUAAAUGAUGAUGAUGAUGAUGAUGAUGAUGAUGAUGAGUCUGUAAUUGUACCUGACGCAGCCCAGAGUGCCUGACAUUAUUAUUUUUGUAAAUAUUGCGCUCUCGAUGAGCGAUGGAGUGAGUGAAUAAAGCAUGGCUGAUGUUAACCGCA